UGGGCCCUUCAGGCAUCUUGGACAGCCUUUUGUCUGCGUUCUGAUUGGUCACCUCACAUUGACGUCCCUUUGACAAGCAAAACAGUGCUAACCUGAGUGUUGCCGCAAGAAAAGAGACGCUCUGUACAAUAUUUCAUUUUGUACUCUGCAACAAUGUCUGAGGAGCGAUCUGAGAGAUCUGAUGGGAAGAUUGUGAAGAUGGAGGUUGACUACAGUUCAACUGUAGACCAACGGCUCCCGGAAUGUGAAAAAAUGGCUAAGGAGGGAAAGCUACAGGAAGCCAUUGAGAGCUUGUUGUCAUUAGAAAAGCAAACCAGAACGGCAUCAGACAUGGUGUCAACCUCCAGAAUCCUUGUGGCUGUGGUCCAAAUGUGUUAUGAAGCCAAGGACUGGGAUGCCCUGAAUGAAAAUAUCAUGCUGCUCACCAAAAGGAGGAGUCAGCUGAAACAGGCUGUUGCCAAAAUGGUGCAAGAAUGUUACAAGUAUGUGGAUGCUGUGACGGAUCAGACCAUCAAGCUCAGACUUAUUGAUACUCUGCGCACUGUCACUGCUGGAAAGAUCUAUGUCGAAAUUGAGCGUGCCCGGCUCACAAAGACCCUUGCAAAUAUGAAGGAGCAGAAUGGAGAUGUCAAAGAGGCUGCUUCCAUUCUUCAGGAGCUGCAGGUGGAGACAUAUGGCUCCAUGGAGAAAAAGGAGAAGGUGGAGUUUAUUUUGGAACAGAUGAGGCUUUGCAUUGCUGUUAAGGAUUACAUUCGCACCCAGAUCAUCAGCAAGAAGAUAAACACCAAAUUCUUUCAAGAGGAGGGCACAGAGGAGUCGAAGCUGAAGUAUUACAACCUGAUGAUCCAGGUGGACCAGCAUGAGGGCUCCUACCUGUCUAUAUGCAAACACUACAGGGCCAUUUAUGACACCCCCUGCAUCCUGGAGGACAGCAGCAAGUGGCAGCAGGCCCUUAAGAGUGUGGUGCUGUAUGUGAUCCUCGCCCCUUAUGACAAUGAGCAGUCGGACCUUGUGCACAGAAUCAGCGCUGACAAGAAAUUGGAAGAAAUCCCUAAAUACAAGGACCUUCUAAAGCAGUUCACCACCAUGGAGUUGAUGCGCUGGGCCUCACUGGUGGAGGACUAUGGCAAGGAGCUGAGAGAGGGCUCACCUGACAGCCCCGCAACAGACGUCUUCUCAUAUUCAGAGGAAGGGGAGAAAAGGUGGAAGGACCUGAAAAACAGGGUGGUGGAGCAUAACAUCAGAAUAAUGGCUAAGUAUUACACCAGAAUCACAAUGAAGAGGAUGGCGGGGCUGCUUGACCUCUCUAUUGACGAAUCAGAGGAGUUUCUCUCCAGUCUCGUGGUUAACAAGACCAUCUACGCCAAGGUUGACCGGCUUGCUGGCAUCAUCAACUUCCAGAGGCCCAAAGACCCCAAUGACCUGCUCAACGACUGGUCGCACAAACUCAACUCGCUCAUGUCUCUGGUCAAUAAGACCACUCACCUCAUUGCCAAGGAGGAGAUGAUCCACAACUUGCAGUGACACAAGAGCACAAACCAUCUUUUUAUGAUCCGAUUCAUAUUCAUUUUUGUUCUUUGUGGGAUUUGGGGGUGGGGGGGCCCGGUUCUUUCGAAUAUAUGUUAUACUGGCUAAAUGUCACUGCAGACUUAUUGUAUUUGGAAAGAAAAGGAAAAGUACGUCUUACUGUUUCUUUUGACAAUAAACACAUGAGAACCUC
Menidia menidia (Atlantic silverside) is the source of this 1720-nucleotide messenger RNA. The record is from the annotation of a GenBank genome assembly. NCBI's taxonomy places the organism in Eukaryota, Metazoa, Chordata, Actinopteri, Atheriniformes, Atherinopsidae.